AGGUGUAGAGGGGCAAAUCUGUGUUGUAGGUGUUUCCUUCGGUGCGUGACGAGCGGACAGGUUUUCCAUUUGCUCUGUUCAACCUGUUAUUUUUAUUAUUUUCUCACAUAAUUCCCAGCGUUUCUCUCUUCAUGUGUUGAUACUCCUCCGCUGAGUCGUUCUUCCAGCUGCUGAAGUGGACUUUGGCUUGCGCGCGAAAUGAAGUUAAUGCAGUUCACAACCUACACUGAACAACAUCCAGCUCUUGCUAGUGGACAGCGGUGUAGUGUUUUUAACUUGUUAGAGUCAGAGUCGUAGGCUGUGUGAGUUGAGGAAGAAACACCUGUUGCACCUGCACGGCCUGCCGAGGACUCCUAAUCGCUGCUGCCGCUGAGUUUUCCUGUCCGAACUAAACGCAGAUAUCGAUAAUGAAAGCUUGAUAUCAUCCUCAAACAACCGAGAAGGAAGGUGAUUAAGAGCAACUUUUAUUUUGGGAGCAAAGAUGGAGUCGGUCGGGCAAAGGGCAAAGAGCCUGGCACUGAUUUUUCUAAUUGUGGUGUGUGUGCAGAGUGACUUUGUGGAGCCUCCUGAACCAGAUGCCUCCCUGCGCUCCAUGUCAGAGAGUCAGACCAGGCUUCCCUGUCGCUACCAGGUGGAGGAGGGCGAGAAGGUGGUGCAGGUCACCUGGUACAAGGAGCUCGCGGACGGCAGCAAGGACCAGAUCAUCACGGCUCACUUCACGGACGGCCACACGGAGUUUGGGCGUUACUCUGGUCGGGUGAGGUUCGAGAGCAGCAGCCCCACGGAGAAUGCCGCUCUGCUCAUCCCCAGUACGGAGGAGUCGGACGAGGGCAGCUACGCCUGCCACAUCUCCACCUUCCCAAACGGAAACUUUGAGAGGCACAUCACCCUCACCGUCUGGAGUUCACCCAUCUCCUCCCUGGAGCCUGUGAUCCUGGUGGAGGGCCAGUCGUUCCGUGUGGCCGCCACCUGUCGAUCCGUGGGUCGCCCGCUUCCCCGUCUCUCCUGGGACACCGACCUGCCAGGCCUGUCCCAGAACCGCACCAACGAGGGCGGCUCCGUGUCCAGCCACUACUCCCUGCACCCCUUGCGGAGCAUGAACGGGAAAAAGCUGGACUGUUUAGUGUGGCAUCCCAGCCUGGACGGGCCGCGCAGGCUCUCAAACCGCCUGGUGGUUCAGUACCCCCCAGAUGCCACCAUCUCCGCUCCCUCAGGAGACUUGUAUGUGGGUUUGGAGAAAGCUGAGCUGCUGUGCAACAGCGGGGGAUACCCCAAACCUCAGAACGUCACCUGGACAUGGAGGGGAGGAGCUCUGCCAGACGGGGUGUCUGUGGUUGGAGGAAAACUUGUUUUUGGGCGGGUCCUGCGCAUGAAUGACAGUGGGGUCUAUGAGUGUGUUGUCAAGAACAACGUAGGAGUAGGAAAAGCAGAGUAUACACUGACACUAACAGAGAUAUCUCAACGCCAGGGCGACUCCUCUGAUGAUAACCUGCUGCUGAUCAUUAUUGGCGCCUCAGCCGGAGCUCUGGUCAUGGUGCUGGUCAUUGUCGUCCUGCUGGUCAACCGCUACCAUCGGCACAGAAACAAAAAGCUUGAGAUGGAGCUCAGCGAGAAAACGGAGGAAAUUAACAGCCUCUCCAGACAAGCCUCCUUCAGGAGACUGAACUCUGUUAGCACAGACCCCAGAGUGCCGGCUGAAGAUUACGCCCUGCUCAGAGUAGACAGCAGAAUGAACCACAGCCAGUCUCUGGAGCGACCCACCUACAAAGACAGCCAGUCCACUCUGGGCGGGAAGUGGGGUCCUCCAGGAGGGGUGGAGGUGGAUGAACUGGGGCGUCCGGUCGUCUGGCAGGAAGACAGCGAGAGCCUGAGAGGGGCAGAGAUGGACAGAGAGAAGGAGGAGCGCAGGAGGAGGGUGGAGUCGUACCUGAAGAGCAGCAACAUGUCACUGGACUCGGGUCUUCCUUCGUCCCUGGUUCCCCUGAAGGCCCAGCAGGACGACGCCGUCGGGCCCAGAGAGCCAGACCUCGGUCACAUCAGGGAAGAGGACUGGGCCCCGGCCCAGUCGGUAGAGCAGGGACGCGAUGAGGACGACGGCAGCAGUAGCUCCUUCCAGAUCUCAGAGGCGCUCACUACUCACUUCUACUACAGUAACGGGGUCCUCAGACCCAGGCCACACUCCAAUGCCAUUCUGCUGAACCCCAGAGGACAGAUUAUCUAGACUGGAGGCUCUCAGCCACUACAUGUCUGCAUUCCUGAAUUGACAGUGAUCUUAUUCUUUGUAAAUGGAUGUUUGUUUUGUACACACUGACUGCAAUGGGUAAUUAGCCACAGGCACGACUCAAAUGCUGAUCAUUUUAUUACCUCUGGGUUGGGAGAUUUAUUUUAAGGCUAUAAUAAUUGGGGAGUGUUUUAAGGUGAUUUUAUGUCUUCAUUAGAUACCCAACAGUGGAGAGGAAAUGAGGAGAGAGAGAGAUGGUGAAUGACAUGCAGUAAAAGUCCCCAGCCAGACAUGGACCAGGAACUAAUUUGGAAGUUUUUAAACCUAAUUAUUUUGAAGAAACAGAAAACCAAACAGCCAACGAUUUUUACCUUUCAUGCACCAAAAUGGCAUUUAAAUGAAAACUUUUCCUCUCCUUGAAAAUGCAUGGAAUCAACGUUCCUGUUACACAGCGUUUACUGGAUUUGUGCAUCCACGGCUUCUGAUGAAUUACAGCUGGAUCCCUGUGAAUCCUGUCAACUGUUUACAUCAAAAACAUUCAGGGAACACAAUAUGAACAAGCUCUAAGUCGUGGCCAAGUUAGUGUGAACUGGACUCAGAACCUUUAUAUUUCAGUGUGGAUGCACCUGUGGAUAAAAGGUUAGUGUGUGUAUUUGUACAUGUAUCUAUUUUAUAUAUGUAUAUAUAUAUAUGUAUAUAUGAGGAAGGGAUAAAGAGCUACUGUAUGGUUAUGAUGAUGUUAUGAACAGUUACCUGCAACUACAAAAAGGUCAGAAAAGCUGUUACUCUGAGGACCUGAACAUAGACAUGAAACAAACUGUUCAUGGACAGAACAUGUGGAACUGGCUUCCAUGACCGGGUUUAAACCACAUCUACAUUACUGUCACUGUCAGUGCACAGCAAUCAGAGGCAGCACCCUCAGGCGAGGCAAACCAGGCAAAUGUUUGUGGCCCCAAAGGGGAAAAGGGCCCCUGAUGGUCCCUCAUAUUGUCACAUUUUGCAAUGACAACUAUAAGCUGUCUUAAACCUCCCAUGAAGACACCAUACAGUGCACCGCUGCUGCCCCAAAACCUCCCUGAGUGGGGCCCCUGAUGAUGUGUGCUGUAGCUAGCCUCUACUGAUUGCCUGCAUGUGAGAUGUUCAAGAAACAUCUGUAAAUUGUAGCAUCUGUCAAUAGUCUGCAUAUGAGGGUGGGGGAGGUUCUUCGAUGGACUUCUUUCCCUGGAUCCCCCAAAGUCUAGGAUCACCCCUGACAGGAGUGGAGAGACUGGAUGAAACGUGCAGGAGAUGAACUGUAAAACAUCAUCC
Seriola aureovittata is the source of this 3529-nucleotide messenger RNA. RefSeq names its product nectin cell adhesion molecule 4b (gene nectin4b). The record is from RefSeq and is a predicted model, not a curated record. Gene Ontology annotation, biological process: heterophilic cell-cell adhesion; homophilic cell-cell adhesion. The transcript has 11 exons. Gene Ontology annotation, cellular component: adherens junction. NCBI's taxonomy places the organism in Eukaryota, Metazoa, Chordata, Actinopteri, Carangiformes, Carangidae. Bases 482 to 2221 code for a protein of 579 amino acids.